Paramisgurnus dabryanus is the source of this 1928-nucleotide messenger RNA. RefSeq names its product G protein-coupled receptor 55a (gene gpr55a). Gene Ontology annotation, biological process: positive regulation of Rho protein signal transduction; phospholipase C-activating G protein-coupled receptor signaling pathway. The record is from RefSeq and is a predicted model, not a curated record. Lineage: Eukaryota; Metazoa; Chordata; Actinopteri; Cypriniformes; Cobitidae. Gene Ontology annotation, cellular component: plasma membrane. Gene Ontology annotation, molecular function: G protein-coupled receptor activity.
AACCGCGCACAACCGCACGCGCGCUUCAGAGACUGGUGCGUGAGCGCGCGCGUGGGCUACAGUAGUUUCUCUGCUGAAAAAAACUUAAAACGUGUGUAUGUGUGCACGCGCGCGCGCGUUGUACAGUUGGAGAGGAAACAGGACCCAUCCAUAACGCAACACUCAAAGAAAUCGACUUAAGGGAACCAGCAGGUACCGGUGAUCCAAACAACUUUUGACUGUGGGAAUGAACUCCACCAUCACGUCAUGGUGUAACUGGGUGUGCUGGGUUCAGUGGUGCAUGUACAUGCCCAUUUUGGUUUUUGGAUUCCCCUUGAACCUGGCAGCUCUGUGGCAGCUCCUCUUCCAUGUCCGACGCUGGAGUGAAUCCACGGUUUACCUUCUCAACCUGAUAAUAAACGACAUGUUGCUGAUGUUUUCCCUGCCCUUUAAGAUAUACGCAUACGAGAGGGCCUGGACCCUCGGCCCUACCUUCUGCUCCUUACUGGAGAGCCUGCUCUACGUCAACAUCUACGGCAGUAUAAUGUUGAGCGUAUGCAUUGCUGUUGACCGCUUCAUUUCUCUACAGUUCCCGUUCGCUGCCCGUCGCCUGCGGUCUCCACGCAAGGCAAUUGUCGUGUGCCUGUUGGUUUGGAUAGGGGUCUUUGCAGCCAGCGUUCCCAUCUACAAGCUCCACGACACGGGCAACAACGCAUCUCGUUGCUUUCAGCAAUUUUCCAAAGACACCUGGUCAAAAAGUGGGCUCGUGAUUGCUAUGGAGACAGUGUUUUGCAGCAGCACCGCGGUGAUGGUGUUCUGCUCCGUGCGUGUGGUGCAGAUCCUCCACGAUCUGAGGAAACGCAACCCGGACGAUUACAAACUGCGCAACAACAAAAGCAUAAAGAUUGUCCUUAGCAACCUAAUGGUCUUUCUCACAUGCUUCAUCCCUUACCACAUAGCAGCACCGAUGUACUUUCAUGUCAAGGUCAAUACACCAGAUGAUCUCAUGAUCGAUCAGCUGCGCUACUUUAUUCAUAUAAGCAUUUGCAUAAGCAACGUGAAUUGCCUGGCAGAUGGUGCAUGUUAUUAUUUUAUUCUUAAGGAGAACAUGCAAUCUGCGCAGCGAGAAAGAAGAAUGGCCAUACAAACCAGAGAGACACGAAUACGAAAACCAGACAGCCUAACGAAAUGCAGAGAAAUGUGUAACAGUUUGUCCAAAAACACAGAGUUGGAAAUAUGUGUGGAUACGGGUUUUACAUAAAGUCGUACAAAAACCUCAACAGGGAAAGAAACAGAAGGGAAACGGUAAAGCAACAAAGGAUGGCGGUGAGCGGAUACACAUGGAUACUGAUGGAGCCAUGGAGUAUACACUUAAAAUACUCACUGUAGUAUGGAGCCAAAACACAUGCACUGGUUGGUUAGUUGGUUGUUCUUCCAACCAGAAGUGUCAUGCUCAUGCAAACAUUUGAUAGUAAAGUUGCACUAUUAGAAUAGACUACGUGAAUUGCUGUGUCAUACCACUGCAGAGUCAUUUGGUUUUGUUAUCAUCUACCCAACGUUAUGUUGCUAAAAAAAGCUGUGAAAUGUGAAAGACGUUAUAGUUGAUGCUGCUAAAUGUAUGGUUUACAGGAUGCCAAGUUUAGUUGAAAAUGUUUUUUAUUAUUGUACAGACGGUCAGGAUUUAAACUAAAGCAGGCUUACAUAUGUCGCACCUUUUUAAAAAGCACUAUGAUGUUAAAAAGACAAAGUCAUUCGUGUCUUAUCUGCUCUUUGUCUUAUCUCACCUCGAAACAGUCGGUGCAUGGCACCAUUGCUACAAAGCAAGAUCAAAGUGCUCGUUUUUUAAACGGAUAUUUCACAUUUACAUUUUUUGCAAAGUAUUUGAUUUCCUAUUUAUUUUUGUAUAUGAUUGGACAUGUUGGACUACUUAAUAAAUAUGUUUGAAUGUU